This is a messenger RNA of Malania oleifera, 1803 nucleotides long. RefSeq lists its product as uncharacterized. Gene Ontology annotation, cellular component: cytoplasm. Bases 162 to 1535 code for a protein of 457 amino acids. Gene Ontology annotation, biological process: protein ubiquitination. Gene Ontology annotation, molecular function: ubiquitin protein ligase activity. The transcript has a single exon. The record is from RefSeq and is a predicted model, not a curated record. NCBI's taxonomy places the organism in Eukaryota, Viridiplantae, Streptophyta, Magnoliopsida, Santalales, Ximeniaceae.
CAUUUUCGUAACCGGAUUAAAGAAAUCCUAAUCCCGGAUAAGGACUGAGCAAACUCCACACCCAAAAUCGUACGCAGUCCGACUCUCCUUUCCCAUUCCCACCGUCUUAAACGCAGAAGGCACUGCCUGAAACCAAGCGUUGGAAGACUUUUCUCUCGUCAAUGGCGGAGGUUUCGUAUCUUCAUCUCCACGAAGAAGACGCAGAUCUAGACCAACCUGAAGACAUCGUCACCCUCGAAUCCCUUCCAUACUGGGCCCACGACCUCAACUCUUUUGACAUCCCGGAGAUCGCACCCUCCGAUCACUCCCUCCACACCCAGAUCGCCGUUGAUGCUUCUGAUUUCUACGAAUUCGAAUCUUCGGUUCAGUUUCGAGGCGUCGAUGAUGUUUCGGAGCCCGAUUCGAUCACUACCGUCGACCUCUUCGACCGCGAGAACCAGGUGAGCUUCGUCAUGGAUCUGUUUCAGCAACGCGUUGAACAGUCGCGCGUCAUGGUUGAGAGCGAUCUAAGCUUGGAAACUGUCAAUGAUCCGAGUUUUGAUGGGAAUGUUGAAAUUGGUUGUAAUCGUUUUGAGCUAGAUGUAGGGUUAGGGUUAGGGUUAGGGCUCGGCGUUGUGGAGAGACAUGAGUUAGAGGAUGAGAAUUGCGGUUUUAUGGUGGCGGAUUGCGGGGAUGACUUUUUUGUACGAAGAAGGGUUUCUAGGUCUGAAGCUGGUGAAUCGUCGACUGUAUCUAGGCGCGAAUCGCAUGCUGCGGGCGUGCGGAUUCAUGGGUUUGGAUCCGACUCCGACGAGGAUGACGAUGAAAAUGGUGCUGUGGGGAUUGGAUUGCACUCGGAGGACGAGAGCGAUAACGAUUACGAUUUGGAUCGUGUACACGGUGACGAUUCGAGUCUCCCUCUGUGUUGGGAUUCUCUCCAACUGGAAGAUCAGAGGGAGAAUAAUGAAGAUUUUGAGUGGGAGGAGGUCGACGGUAGGGUUGAUGAGAGAGAAGUAUUGAGCAUGGUAAUCGAUGCCGACGACGAUGGGUCUGUUUCCAUUUCACCCGCAGUUGCUUCUGAGCAAGAGCUGAGAGUUGAGAGGGUUGGGGGAUUGGGGAAUUUAGGGUGGGAAGUUUUGUUGACAGCCGAUAAUUUGGACAGGAACCCAGAAACAGAACCAUAUUUGGGGGAUCACGAUGACUACAUUUACACAGCGGAGUACGAAAUGCUGUUUGGGCAAUUCGCAGAGAAUGAAAAUGGCUUCAUGGGGGGUCGGCCGCCGGCGUCGAAAUCCGCGGUUGAGAAUCUUGUUUCUCUGGUAAUGAGGGAAGAAGAUGUUGGGAAGAGCAAUGCGGUGUGUGCAGUUUGCAAGGAAGAGAUGAAUGUGGGCGAGAAAGCGAGCGAGCUGCCAUGCUCGCAUCGCUACCACGGUGAGUGCAUCGUGCCAUGGCUGGGAAUUCGGAACACCUGUCCUGUAUGCCGGUAUGAGUUGCCGACGGAUGAUCCUGAGUAUGAGCGGAGGAGGAUCACCCAAAGAGCUGCUCAUCGCCCGUGAUGUGAUAGUUGAUGGUAAAUUUCAAUAUCAUUAUUUUCAAUUCUGAAAUUUUCUUGGGCAUUGUUAGGUUUGCAUGAUGAUGCAGAUAAUGUUUAUUUGACUCCCAUCGAAGGGUUCAAUGAAAUUGUUGAUAGCUUCAUGCAUAUUUUGGUUGAGAUCUUGUAUAGAUGUUUUUGUUGCUAGGCUCUCUUUUUAUUUUUUUAAACUCUUCUUUUGAGUUGGAUAUACUUAGUUGGAUGGAAAUUGAUAAUAUUGUUUUUAUUAUUAA